AUGCUGAAACAGAGUGAAAGGCGACGGUCUUGGGGCUCCAAGGCCUGGAUUACUGCGGACAGUGAGAUCACAUCGCACACAGAAGCCAGCCAACACCGUGGGAGCCUCUGCUCCGUGGGAGGUCGCAGUGGCUCCCAAGCUAGCAUCACUCCAUGGAUCGAAGGCAACUAUAACUACUACAUCGAGGAAGAGGAGGAGGAAGAAGAGAUGGAGGACUGGAAGGACGACCUAGCAGAGGACAAUCAGCCAGAAGAAACAGCCACGACGUCCCAGCUCCAGGGUGGCUCGGACCAGCUCCCAGCCACGUCCACGCUGAAUGUCAACGUUGGCGGCCAGAGCUACCAGCUGGACUACCAGGAGCUGGCCUGCUACCCCAAGACGCGCUUGGGCCGCCUGGUGACCGCUCCCAGCCGCAGCCGCCAGUUGGGACUGUGCGAUGAUUACGAGGAGCCCACCGACGAGUAUUUCUUCGACCGGGACCCGGCGGUUUUCCAACUCGUGUACAAUUUCUACGCGUCCGGCGUGCUGCUGGUGCGCGAUGAGCUGUGUCCGCGCAACUUUCUGGAGGAGCUGGGCUACUGGGGGGUGCGGCUCAAGUACUCCCCUCGCUGCUGCCGCAUCUGCUUCGAGGAGCGGCGGGAUGAGCUGAGCGAGCAGCUCAAGAUCCAGCGCGAGCUGCGAGCCCAGGCUCUGGCCGAGGAGGCCGAGGAGCUCUUCCGAGACGUGCGCUUCUUCGGGCCGCAGCGCCAACGCCUCUGGAACCUCAUGGAGAAGCCCUUCUCGUCGGUGGCGGCCAAAAUCAUCGGCGUGGCCUCCAGCCUCUUCGUGCUCAUCUCCGUGGUGGCGCUGGCGCUGAACACGGUCGAGGAGAUCCACCGGCAGCCAGAUGUGGGAGGCAGCGGUGGCCACCCGAGGCCCAUCCUGGAGCACGUGGAGCUGCUGUGCAUGACCUUCUUCACCCUCGAGUUCCUGCUCCGCUUGGCUUCCACGCCCGAUCUUCGGCGCUUUGCCAGGAGUGCUCUCAACGUGGUGGACCUGGUGGCCAUCCUGCCCCUGUACCUGCAGCUGUUGCUCGAGAGCAUCCCCGGGGAGGACCAGCCGCAUGGCAAAGGGUCGCCCCGGGAACAUGACCUGGAGACUGUGGGCCGCGUGGGCAAGGUGGGCCAAGUGCUGCGCAUCAUGCGUCUCAUGCGUAUCUUUCGCAUCCUCAAACUGGCACGCCACUCCACUGGUCUGCGCGCCUUCGGCUUCACGUUGUGCCAGUGCUACCAGCAGGUGGGAUGCCUGCUACUCUUCAUCGCCAUGGGUAUCUUCACCUUCUCUGCAGCUGCCUACUCAGUGGAACAUGACGUGCCUGGUACUAACUUCACCAGCAUUCCCCACGCCUGGUGGUGGGCAGCGGUGAGCAUUUCCACUGUGGGUUAUGGAGACAUGUACCCAGAGACCCACCUAGGCAGGCUCUUUGCCUUUCUCUGCAUUGCUUUUGGAAUCAUUCUCAAUGGGAUGCCCAUUUCCAUCCUCUACAACAAGUUCUCCGAUUACUACAGCAAGCUCAAGGCUUACGAGUAUACUGCCAUGCGAAGAGAAAGAGGAAGUGUGGAGUUCUUGCAGAGAGCCAGAAAGAAGAUGGUGGAGUGUUUAGCUAGAAGCAAUUUACAACCUACCCCAAGACAAGAAAAUUAG
Suncus etruscus (white-toothed pygmy shrew) is the source of this 1683-nucleotide messenger RNA. It is a transcript of the gene KCNV2, whose product is annotated as potassium voltage-gated channel modifier subfamily V member 2. Bases 1 to 1683 code for a protein of 560 amino acids. The record is from RefSeq and is a predicted model, not a curated record. Gene Ontology annotation, biological process: protein homooligomerization; potassium ion transmembrane transport. Gene Ontology annotation, molecular function: voltage-gated potassium channel activity. The transcript is spliced from 2 exons. NCBI's taxonomy places the organism in Eukaryota, Metazoa, Chordata, Mammalia, Eulipotyphla, Soricidae. Gene Ontology annotation, cellular component: membrane; voltage-gated potassium channel complex.